GAAAUAAGUACAAAAUGCCGAGCAUGUCAACAGUAAUCUAUGGCGGACCAGAAGCACAACUGGAUGCCUUCUUGGAGUUAAUGUUUAUGGGCCACAAAGAAGCUAGUAUGACAAGGGUGAGCUACGUAGUGUUAUCUGGAUUGAGGCUUCCGCCUAAGCUUUUAACCAGGAUUCGGGAGCUGGAGACCCCACGAGCGAUUAAUUCUAAUGUAAUUCAAGCCGAGGUGGCUGAGCUGGUAUCUCGGCACGGGUACCGAGAGAGUGAUUAUUUUCCGCAUUUCUUCAUCACCAAAACAGGCUACAUGGGCGUUGGUCCGAAGCACAUGCGCGAAGGCGACAUCGUGGCCAUCCUGUUAGGUGGGAGAGUUCCUUACCUCUUGCGUCCCCGGGGAGGACGAUUUGUGUUGAUCGGAGAAUGCAUGGUCGCGGGCGUCAUGAGCGGAGAAGUCAUAGACGAAUUUGAUGCAGGCAAGCGGACAUUGCGGGAGUUUGCUUUGGAUUGAAAUAGGAUGCGACGAUAUGGUCUAUAUGGAAUAGAUGCCGUGAGAAGAACAAAGACGGCAAAGUCAAGUCGGUUACGGAGU
Messenger RNA from Aplosporella prunicola CBS 121167, 584 nucleotides. RefSeq lists its product as uncharacterized. NCBI's taxonomy places the organism in Eukaryota, Fungi, Ascomycota, Dothideomycetes, Botryosphaeriales, Aplosporellaceae. The coding region runs from base 15 to 503 and encodes 162 amino acids. The record is from RefSeq and is a predicted model, not a curated record. The transcript has a single exon.